Messenger RNA from Sphaeramia orbicularis (orbiculate cardinalfish), 2056 nucleotides. Its product is annotated as zinc finger protein 239-like. NCBI's taxonomy places the organism in Eukaryota, Metazoa, Chordata, Actinopteri, Kurtiformes, Apogonidae. Gene Ontology annotation, biological process: regulation of transcription by RNA polymerase II. The record is from RefSeq and is a predicted model, not a curated record. Gene Ontology annotation, cellular component: transcription regulator complex; PcG protein complex; chromatin. Gene Ontology annotation, molecular function: RNA polymerase II cis-regulatory region sequence-specific DNA binding; DNA-binding transcription factor activity, RNA polymerase II-specific. Bases 264 to 1154 code for a protein of 296 amino acids. The transcript has 4 exons.
UCAUUCCAGGAAGUGCCAGCCCUGUUUGUUCCUCCUUUGUUUUUGCUGUUAGAGCCAGAGACAAGCCGUGAAGCGGUUUGAGCUCAAAUCUACCCAAGUCUUUUUCCUCCUGGAUAUCUCGGUGCUCUCCGCUAUAGUUAGCCGGUACCGGAGCUGCUAACUCUCGUGCAGUGAAGCGGAGACGGUCACAGAGAAGACAAAGGUGGAUUUAAAGUGUAACCUGAAAGUUGUAUCUGGACAAAGAUCACCUGAUUCCAGCAAACAUGGAUGGAAGACCCACCUGUGACCAGUGUGGAAAGACUUUCACCACAGCAAGUCACCUAAAAACCCACCAACGCAUCCACACUGGAGAAAAACCAUAUGAGUGUGAUCAGUGUGGAAAUUCUUUCACCACAACAAGUUCCCUAAAAGUCCACCAACGCAUCCACACUGGAGAAAAACCAUAUGAAUGUGACCAGUGUGGGAAGUUUUUCACCACAGCUAAUCACCUAAAACUCCACCAACGCAUCCACACUGGAGAAAAACCAUAUGAAUGUGACCAGUGUGGAAAUUCUUUCACCAGAACAAGUUCCCUAAAAAUCCACCAACGUAUCCACACUGGAGAAAAACCAUAUGAAUGUGACCAGUGUGGGAAGUUUUUCACCACAGCUAAUUACCUAAAAUGCCACCAACGCAUCUACACAGGAGAAAGACCAUAUGCCUCUGACCAGUGUGGGAAGUUUUUCACCCAAGUUAAUCACCUAAAAAUCCAUCAAUGUGCCCACACUGGAGGAAAACCAGACCAGCACAGAUUCUUUGACAGAUCUUUUAUCACAGGUUCAAAAUGUACUAAACGUGAAUGUGUCAAACAUUUCCUCAAAGGACAAAAACUGAACAGUCGUACAAAAAGUAAGACAUUGGACUCUAGUGGAAAGAGUCAGUGUCAUAACACACCUAAACAGUUUGAAUGUUUCCAAUGUGAUGAAAGAUUCUCGUCAUCCUCUGCCCUCUGCUAUCAUCAGCGCAGAUGUAAAUCAUCAACGUCUGGACCAAAAUGUCCCUCAGCAUCAGAUGACAAGAAGAAACACAGUGUGUAUGAACCAACAGCACCCACUUCUGACAAGAACAUCAGACUUAAAAACCUCCAGAUCAGACUUCACAGAAUCCAGAUGUGAAGACAAACAUCUGACUGAAGGCUGUGUUUUGUUGUCCUCAGAGUACAGAAGUGUGUUCUAAUGCACCACCUUCACAAAACAGUGAUGUUACUGAACCUCAACCUGCUACGAGGUGAAAGGUUCAACUAGUGGAGGUCAACAAGGACCUGGUUUCUAUGGUGAUACUACUUCUCACUGACUCUGUGGACUUUAAUCAGUAACUUGUUGUUGUGAUUCUGUUGCUGGUUGGGGUUCACACAGUUGGAUUUACAUCAGUUAGAAACAACAUGAUGAACAUAAUAUAACUGAGACAGAAUGACUGAUGAGCUGGUAGUGGUUUAGUCCCAAACUGAGGCCGACAACAUGAAGAAGAUCACAUUCCAUUGGAGGAGGAAGUCUGUUUAGCAGAAAGUUCACAACCACCAAAGGAGACGUCACAAUGAGUCAGUGCUCCAUCUAGUGGUCCAAUCUGGUAUUGGUCUGGUCCAGUGUUUACCUUAAUAUCAAACUGGAUUCAACAUUUUUCCGCUGGUCUAACCCUGACCUGCAGAAUGUGCUUGAUUUGACUGAAAAUGUGUUGAACUGCUGAUGACUGUGGUAAAGAAGAACCACUGGAUGGAUCAGAAAGUUCAGGACAUCAAUGGAACUGGAACAAACAUUUAGUCAUGUUCUGUUGUUCAAUGUUCUACUUAAUCACCUUGUUUUAUUCUAAUUCUAAAGUGGACCUGAAACAUGAGACAAAAGUAUUUACCAUAAUCACCCUUUAACAGUAUCCACUAAUUAUUUGUUCAAUUACUUCUUAAUGUUUUACUUUUUCCACUUAUUGAAUUGAAUGAAUUGUUAAUUUUGGUUUGUACGUUAAUCAUUGCACAAAGUACAAUAAUUAGAAUAAACAUCAAAACCAAAAAAGGAAUAGUCUAGAA